GCUCCGAGCCUGUGGCAGGCCGCAGCCCAAUACGACCUCUCGGCAGAACUCAUUUCUUGACCUACACAAUUUGCGCUAGCUUUGUACUGGAAAUCACAAGCUCACACUAGUACUGUCACUGCAACUACUGGAUCAAACUCAUGGCUGUAGACAAUUUCUCCUACAAAGACAGCAUACAAGCUGUUUUGGCCUCGUGCAUGCCAUGCUUUAGCGGCAUAGCGCCUGUCAAUUCCAAUGAUGAUGCCCGCAGCGAUGUCAGAACCCACAGGUCGCCAUCAAAUGAGCUCGAAGGGCUCUUGCGUGACACAAACACAGAAACGCUCUCGCUGCACUCAAACAUCGGUGCUGGUCGGAGAAAGCCUCGAAAGCGACCUGCAUUCUCUCUGACACUUUUUGGGUACACGUUAUUCGGCCGCCCACCGAUUUACCUCUCGGACGAUGAAGACGAACGAGGAUGGAGGAGGAGAGCACUUGGUACUGCAUCAUCAUCCACACUAGACUCGGAUGCAGCACCACUAGAUGCGUCGAUUAUUGCUCGCAUGUCGUCUCCAGACCGGGCAGAGGCUGAGCAGCGCAGACGUGACGAGGAAGCACAGCGGAAGGCAGAGAGGAAGGCACGACGCAGGGAGCGCAGGGAGCGAGAGCGUAUGUCUACUCUGCUCUCACUCGACGGUGGCUCUCUUGUAAAAGACAGUGGUUUUGAGGGAUUCCAAGGUAGUGGGGAAUCCGCAAUACCUUCGCUUCCAGCCCAUGAAUUUGGGCCGUUUGUACGGGGGCAAGAAGAAUUGUCAGUCAUAGGAGGAGAGGAAGAAGGUUCCGAGGAUGUCGACGAUGCUGACCUCGGCGGGGAGUCAUAUACCCGCAAGAAACGCCAAUCUGUUUGGAGUGGUUCGGGUUCAGACUCUCGUUCUCGGACGUCUGCUUCGGUCUCCAAUGGAGAUGCAAAUUUACAUUACAACCAUCACCGGCUGGCACAAGCUGUUCCACCCUCAUACUACCCGCAGACCGAGAUGCAGUUGCCUAUCCCAGUCAAAACAGCAAAACCCCGCACGUCAAAACGCUUCUCACAUCGCUCGUCUUCAACAGCGUCGCAGUCCACAGCACCUUAUACUCCCGCACCUUCCAUUUCUGUGUCUCCAGCUGUUGCUGCAUUCCCUGUCCCCCAUGAGCGCAUGGAGCACGCCAUUGAAGGAGAGGAUGUACGAGGAUUUCCGAGCGUUGGACUUUCAGGCGCAAGGGGGAAAACGAGAGACAUGGGUGUGUUCCUCGCCAGUCGGGAGGCCCGGUCGUGAGUGGGAGUGUAAACAAUAUCGUGCUUUAUUUUUUUUGUGGUAUGCACAUCUACAUCAUCAUGUACCUCAAGAUUGCAUCUUGGUCCGAGAGGACACUUGACAGCUCGGUAAUAAGUUGCAAGAGCAUUGUCUCAUUUACCUCAUGACCCAAACUCAGUUUCAUGAAC
This is a messenger RNA of Suillus bovinus, 1459 nucleotides long. RefSeq lists its product as uncharacterized. The transcript is spliced from 4 exons. The coding region runs from base 141 to 1292 and encodes 383 amino acids. NCBI's taxonomy places the organism in Eukaryota, Fungi, Basidiomycota, Agaricomycetes, Boletales, Suillaceae. The record is from RefSeq and is a predicted model, not a curated record.